This is a messenger RNA of Gastrolobium bilobum, 1487 nucleotides long. RefSeq names its product signal peptide peptidase-like. Gene Ontology annotation, molecular function: aspartic endopeptidase activity, intramembrane cleaving. Gene Ontology annotation, cellular component: lumenal side of endoplasmic reticulum membrane; membrane; cytoplasmic side of endoplasmic reticulum membrane. The record is from RefSeq and is a predicted model, not a curated record. Gene Ontology annotation, biological process: membrane protein proteolysis. The transcript is spliced from 12 exons. NCBI's taxonomy places the organism in Eukaryota, Viridiplantae, Streptophyta, Magnoliopsida, Fabales, Fabaceae. Bases 273 to 1298 code for a protein of 341 amino acids.
AAAGAAUAAAAACAAAAAUCUGGAUAUGGGAAAAAACUCAAAACCCUAAUCCUUCAAAAAAUUUCAGAAAAUCAGAAUCUGUUUCUCUCUUUCUUGGCCUCUCCGAUCUGCUGCAACGGACGUGGAUGUUUUUUGUUUUGUUUUAAGGGACACUUGUGUUGUUGACUUGUUGUGCCCAACCAGUCCUGCAAUUUUCUUUUGCAGAUAGGAGGGGGAGGCCAUAUUCGUAAGAUUUUUUGCUAGAGUUUGACGUGUUAGGUUGAGUUGAAAAGAUGAAAAGCACGGAGAGAAUUGCCAAUUUGGCUUUAGCAGGUUUAACUUUAGCACCUCUUGUUGUGAAAGUAGAUCCAAAUGUAAAUGUUAUCUUGACUGCUUGCCUCACUGUGUUUGUGGGAUGUUAUCGUUCUGUCAAACCAACCCCGCCUUCUGAGACAAUGUCCAAUGAGCAUGCCAUGCGAUUUCCCUUCGUUGGGAGUGCAAUGUUGUUAUCACUUUUCUUACUCUUCAAGUUUCUAUCUAAGGACUUGGUCAAUGCUGUGUUGACAGGCUACUUCUUCUUACUUGGGAUUGUUGCUCUUUCGGCAACCUUAUUACCAUCUAUCAAGCGUUUUUUGCCAAAGCAUUGGAAUGAGGACCUCAUAGUCUGGCAUUUUCCAUAUUUUCGUUCUUUGGAGAUUGAGUUUACAAAGUCACAGAUCAUUGCUGCAAUUCCUGGAACCUUUUUUUGUGCAUGGUAUGCUUUGCGUAAGCAUUGGCUGGCAAAUAAUAUAUUGGGUCUUGCUUUCUGUAUUCAGGGAAUUGAAAUGCUCUCUCUUGGGUCAUUCAAGACUGGUGCUAUUCUCUUGGCUGGACUCUUUGUUUAUGACAUUUUCUGGGUUUUCUUCACACCAGUGAUGGUUAGCGUUGCAAAAUCAUUUGAUGCUCCAAUAAAGCUUUUGUUUCCCACAUCAGAUUCUGCUAGGCCAUUUUCGAUGCUAGGACUUGGUGACAUUGUUAUCCCUGGUAUCUUUGUAGCAUUGGCCUUGCGGUUUGAUGUUUCAAGAGCAAAGCAGCCUCAGUAUUUCAAGAGUGCAUUUUUAGGAUACACUGUCGGCUUGGCCCUUACAAUAAUUGUGAUGAACUGGUUUCAGGCUGCUCAGCCUGCCCUUCUAUAUAUUGUACCUUCUGUAAUUGGAUUUUUGGCUGCUCAUUGCAUAUGGAAUGGUGAUGUUAAACAGUUGUUGGAGUUCGAUGAGUCCAAGACUGCCAAAUCAUCUCAAGAGGAGAGUGAUGCCAAAUCUAGCAAAAAGGUUGAAUAACAUGAAGCAUGUUCAAUACCAAUACUUUUUUGAGUCACAGAAAAAGCAAUGUUAUUUUCUAGGAACCUCCGUUACCUGUAAUGCUAACUAUAUCAGCAGUAACCUCUGUAAAAGAUUUUGUGAUUGAGAAAAAUAAUUGGUAUUAUUUUCAGUUGAGGAUUUUGCAUUCACAUGACUAAGGUUUGUUUU